Micropterus dolomieu (smallmouth bass) is the source of this 1075-nucleotide messenger RNA. It is a transcript of the gene rgra, whose product is annotated as retinal G protein coupled receptor a. Lineage: Eukaryota; Metazoa; Chordata; Actinopteri; Centrarchiformes; Centrarchidae. Gene Ontology annotation, molecular function: G protein-coupled receptor activity. Gene Ontology annotation, biological process: visual perception; phototransduction; G protein-coupled receptor signaling pathway. The transcript is spliced from 7 exons. The coding region runs from base 163 to 1050 and encodes 295 amino acids. Gene Ontology annotation, cellular component: membrane. The record is from RefSeq and is a predicted model, not a curated record.
GGAGAGGGGGGCUUUACACAAUGAAGUGCAUGCUUUUCACGUGAAAUGCCCCUUUAAAAGCGGGCUCCCUUCUGUCAUACUAAGGCACAUCGUAACCGAACGGAUAGAGAGUAGUGAAAAGUCUCAGACAGCUGCACUUUGUUGUGUCAAAUCGGCUCCAGGAUGGUCUCGUCUUACCCUUUACCGGAGGGCUUCUCGGACUUUGAUGUUUUCUCCCUGGGAUCUUGUCUGCUGGUGGAGGGUAUGCUGGGCUUCUUUUUAAAUGCGGUGACAAUCGUCGCUUUCCUAAAAGUGAGAGAGCUGAGGACCCCCAGCAAUUUCCUAGUAUUCAGCUUGGCGAUGGCUGAUAUGGGCAUCUCGAUGAACGCCACCAUCGCCGCUUUCUCCAGCUUCCUGAGGUACUGGCCUUAUGGCUCUGAAGGAUGCCAGACUCACGGUUUCCAUGGUUUUGUGACAGCUCUCGCCAGCAUCCACUUUAUAGCCGCCGUUGCCUGGGACAGAUACCACCAGUACUGCACCAGGACAAAGCUGCAGUGGAGCAGCGCCAUUACUCUGGCUAUAUUUGUCUGGCUCUUCAGCGCCUUCUGGUCUGCCAUGCCCCUCUUUGGCUGGGGAGAGUACGACUACGAGCCCCUCCGGACCUGCUGUACUCUGGACUACAGCAAGGGAGACAGAAACUAUGUGUCCUACUUGAUCCCCAUGGCCACCUUCAACAUGGCCAUCCAAACGUUUGUUGUCAUGUCCUCUUACCAGUCCAUUGCACAGAAAUUUAACAAGACUGGAAACCCCAGAUUCAACCCCAACACUCCUCUUAAGACUUUGCUGUUCUGCUGGGGUCCAUAUGGCAUCCUGGCUUUCUACGCCGCUGUGGAGAAUGCCAACCUGGUCUCCCCCAAACUCCGGAUGAUGGCUCCUAUCCUGGCUAAGACCUCUCCCACCUUCAAUUUCUUCCUGUACGCUUUGGGAAAUGAGAACUACAGAGGAGGCAUCUGGCAGCUUCUCACCGGGGAAAAGAUUAAUGUGUCUCAAAUUGAGAACAAGUCUAAAUAAACAAAGCAUGCAAUACUUACGCACA